This is a messenger RNA of Pollicipes pollicipes, 5710 nucleotides long. RefSeq names its product ral GTPase-activating protein subunit alpha-1. Gene Ontology annotation, cellular component: cytoplasm; nucleus. Bases 179 to 5710 code for a protein of 1843 amino acids. Gene Ontology annotation, biological process: regulation of small GTPase mediated signal transduction; positive regulation of GTPase activity. Lineage: Eukaryota; Metazoa; Arthropoda; Thecostraca; Pollicipedomorpha; Pollicipedidae. Gene Ontology annotation, molecular function: GTPase activator activity. The record is from RefSeq and is a predicted model, not a curated record. The transcript is spliced from 39 exons.
AUCUGUGGGAAAGGACGGGCGGUAGUGAUUGGUUGUGGGUACACUGCCCAUUGCGGUGCUGUCGGGGAAGGUUUGCUCGGUUAAGUUGUAAGAGCCAUUGCAAGUCUUGUUCAGUGAUAUUUCGCUUCGAAUGAGAACCUGCAUAUGUUGUCGGUUGACAUUUUUAUAGAAUGUCAGCAUGUUCAAUCUUGCCAAGAAAGGACAUGCCGCCGUUGAUGUCAAAAAGUCCAUUCAGAAGAUUCUCGACACCAAGAAGGACUCGGCGACUCGCCUGAAACACCUUCGCAUCAUAUUGGAAAAUGUUGACCUUGUGGAAGCAAAAUAUAUUUUUGAGACCCACUACAGCCACAUCUACUACCUCUUCUAUGAUGUCUUUGCUGCAGCUGAGGCCAGCGUCAAGAUUAAGCCACACCGGGCGCACCGCGAAGACGUGGAGUCGGUGCUCUACAUCCUGGAGCACAUCCUGCUGCUGCUGCCUGAGCUGCUGCAGCAGCGCUGGCAGCUGCACAGCGUCAGCCGGGUGAUGCGCACCCUGCUGCACCCGGGCAACAUUCUGCGGCUGCGGCGCGAGGCCAUGAGGAUGUUCCUGAUCUGGUUCCAAGAGGUGGGCGAGCAAGCCUCGGAUGAACUGCUGUCGAUGUUCGCCACCCUGGUGCCGGGCUUCCCUCCGCCUGCGUCUCACGCGGCCCCACAGAGCGCGCCACGAGUGUCACCCGCCCACCCGGACAACAGGCACGUGGGCCCAGUGGACGUGGCGCCCAUCCUGCCGCCGCAGGGCGUCGAGAAGGCCUCUGACGACCUGACCCGGUUCUUCCUGGAGUGCCUCAUGGACAACAUGGUCACGCAGCUCACAAGGAUAGAGUGGAAGGACAAGGCGUACCAUGUGCGCUGUUUUAACUUUCUGUUCGACAACUUCAAGCAGUUCUAUCUUCCGCACAUAUUUCCCGACUUCAACUGGCACACGAACCUGUACAGGCCAACGCUGACGCUGCCCGAGCUGCGCCGCCAGCGCUCGCCGAUGGCUAGCUCUGUGGACGGCGCGCCGCGGCCGGCCGACCGGCUCGUCUCCUGCCGCGUCGUCGUCAUCCGCUGGGUGGCCAACUUCGUCGACGCGCCCGCCUCGCUGCACAGCCUCGCCUCCGACUCGAGCGGCGGCGCCGCCUUCGGACCAGUGGAGCCCUGCGGCCGGCACCAGCCGGACCAGGCGGCGCUCGUGCGCACCGUGCUCUUCGCCAGCCGGCAGAACGUCAACUUCGUCCACGAGGUGUUCAGGCAGGCGUUCCUGCUGAGCUGCCACUACUCGGCCGCCAUCAAGCGAGUCGUGCUCGUCUACAAGGACUGGAUCCAGAUCAACGUGCAGCUGCCGCCGUUCCUGCUGGAGCCCGCCGAGCUGACGCUGGACGGCCGAACGUCGGUACACGCAGAGGACGUGCGGGACUCGGCCCGGCCGCCGGGCCGCGCCGCUGCCGCCGCGGAAGGCUCGGCCGGACUCUCCCAGAGCGUGCGCGCCGGCCUGCAGAAUACACUACAGCUGUUCAUCACCAACUCGGCCAACAUCUUCCUGCUGGAGCCGAGCCCCGAGUACCGCGGCCACUACAUGGAGGACCAGGUGGAGCUCUGCAAGCGCAUCCUCAACAUGUACCGCUACCUCGUCAUGAACGUCUACAUGUCGCAGGCCACCUGGGAGCAGCUGUUGCUGGUCCUUCUGCAGGUCACCACUCAGACUCUGUCCGGCGAGCCGGCCGUGAAGGCGCGCGAGCAGACGCUCGGCGCCAUCCUGGCCCGGCCGCUGUUCCAGACCCUGAUAGUGACCUGGGUGAAGGCGAACCUGAACGUGGCCGUCAGCGUGGAGCUGUGGGACCAGUUCCUGGGCACGCUCUCCUCGCUCACCGCCUGGGAGGAGCUCAUCAAGGAGUGGGCCAAAACGCUGGAGACUCUGACGCGCGUGGUGGCGCGCCAGGUGUACGAGCUGGACCUCAACAACCUGCCGCUGGACCGGCUCACUGAGCAGAAGAGCAAGCGCCGACGCGGCCGCACUGACGGCCACCAGUCGGCGGGCGCCUGGAGUCGACCGACGCCGCCGGCCGAGAGCAGGGACCACGGUGACGGGCCGGCGCGGCGCGCCUCGCUCCAGCCGCCGGACGACGCCCACUCGCAGCACGGCUCGGCCAGCAGCCAGCCGGGCGUGUCGCCGCACCCGCGGAAGCGAUACACCAGCGGGCUGGGCGCGCCGGCCGGCCUGGCGCCGGCCCGGCUGGUGCGCAGCCUCUCCGAGGGCAGCCUGGCGCCCAGCCUGUUGGCCGUCGAGCUGGUGGCGCCGACGGCCGGCCGCGCCUUCCCGCUGGCCGAGCCGGGCCCCAGGAAGGUCUGGCGCUCGGUCGACUCGCUGCGCUGCAGAGUGUCGCUGCACUCGCAGGCCUCGGAGCCGGAGCUGCACUCGCGCUCGCCGUCGCCGUCCAGCGGCCUGGAGACCAACUCCAUCAAGGAGUCGCCCAUGGCGCUGGACUUCGCCGCCGACGGCAACAGCAUCGACACCACCGACAGCGGCGCCUCCGAGCACCGAUCCGUCAUGUCUGGCGGCACCCUGCGCGGCUGGAUGCCGGACGUGGCCGUGGUGCUCUGGCGUCGCAUGCUCGGCGCUCUCGGCGACGUGAACCGGAUUCAGAGCCCGGCCGUGCACGCGCAGGUGUUCGACUACCUGAUCGAGCUGAGCGAGACGCUGGUGAAGAUCGAGGACAACCUGGGCGUGUCGGCCGACAACCAGUCCACGUGGUGGCCGGCCGAGCUGGUGCCGCCGCUGCCGCUGCUGGUGCCCUGGUGCCUGGAGGCGCUGCGACUGCCGGACUCGCACCAGGCGGGCCGGCUGCGCGCGCUGCGCCUGCUCUGCCUGCUGCUGGUGCGGCGGCAGCCGGCGCCGCUGCCGGCCGCCGCCGCCGCCCAGCUGCUGCGCGCCCUGCACGUGGGCCUCAGCUCGUCGCGGCCGGACGUGGUGCACACGCUGCUGCGACAGUGCGGCGCUGGCUUCCUGGCGCUGGAGCUGCCGGCCGCCUCGCUGCUCGUGCUCGACUUGAUCCACGCGUGCACGGCCGUUACCGCCAGCCAGGAGCUGCACGGCGUGCCGCGCACAGAGGCCGUCUCCAUACUGGGCAGCCUGGUGUGCUACCCCAACCGCUGGCCGCAGCUGCAGGCGCUGCAGCCGCGCACGCUCGAAAUGAACGUCGUGCCCUGCUCCGACCUUAAGGACAGUGUGGUGGCGGCGCUGCUACGGUGCGGCAAGCGCGAGCCGUCUGUGACAGCCCGCUGCACGGCGCUCGUCUCGCUCGCCGUCUACCUGUACGAGGAGCUGAUGCACGCCACCGGUCACGACAAGGUCAAGGAUGCCAUCCACAUCCUGCUCAGCGCACUGAAGUGCAACAGCCGGGCGGUGGGCCAGGUGGCGGCCGACAUGUUGGUGCUGCUGACGGACCACGCCUCGCUGCUGCUCCGGCUGGCCCCGGACGUACCCCGCCGCGUUGUGGAGGUGAGUGCCGCCACGCUGGAGUCGCUGGUGCAGGCGAGCGCCGAGCCGUCGCCGGAGGAGCGCUGGCUGCUGGUCUCGCUGAUCUUCUGCCUCGGCGAGUGGUGCAUGAAGCUGCCGAUUGACGUGCUCACCGAGCCCGACCAGCAGGGCAAGUCGCUGCUGCUGCGCGUCUUCAAGGCCCUAUCCGGAGGGGAGGUGCCGGCGUCUUCUCUUCACCCCCAGCCCAAUAUUACGCUUACAGUCACUGACCCGUACCAGCAGGUUGGCAUGCUCCCACGGAGGCCGCGUGGGCAGGCCCUUUGGCCUUCCAAGCACACAGACUCCGUUAAUGCGAACUGGCUCUACCCCCUGUACAUACGGCGUUGGCGGUGUCUUGAACUCUGCACUGCGUUCGUUUUGCUGGGCUACCCUGUGCUGCACGUGGUGGUGGGCGACCCGUCGCCGUCGUCCGGCUCGCAGUCGGCCGACUCGCGGCUCUCGUCCGACGCCCGGGACAGCGGCCCGCAGGGCGGCGGCACCGUCGGGCUGGCGGCGCGCGCGGUGAUCUCGCACCUGGUGAACCACCUGGACCACUUCCCGAUGCUCUGCGGCGCCGUGCGGCUAGGCUCGCUCGUCUCCGAGCAUGAUGACCUGCCGCUGCUGGCGGCGCGCGACGAGCUCAGCUCGGACAUCUUCUACGCGCCCAACGUGCAGUUUUUCGUUCUGAACAACCGUUCGCUGCUGUCGCUGGUGGAGCUGCCAUCUCUGGAGGUGCCGGGCGGCGGGGUCACGGCCGGCCUGCGCACCGCCCACUCCCAGGUGCGCGUAAUCCUGCGGGACCUGGGCGGCAAGUUCUGCUGGGACGCUUCCGUUCUGUACGGCACCAUCAGCCAGCUGCACUCAUUCAGCGCAGAGUCGGCGCCGCUGCCUGCUGCCCGGCGCGCGCCGCCGCCCAUGGCGCACAGCAAGUCGGAGGAGUCGCUGCUGGGCGGCGGCCUGCCGGCGCCGCCGCGCUCCGCCGUGCGGCACCGGGGCCGCGGCGCGCUGCCCUCCUGGCACGACACAGAGGGCGACAUGGACAACCUGGACGACCUGCUGCUGUACCUGGACGACACGUCGCCAGAGUGCGCCUCCGCCGCGGACGCGGCGUCGGUGCUGCCGUCGGUGCUGGGCCAGGAGCGGCACGUGGAGGCCAUCAACGCCCUGCUGAGCCAGCGGAGCGCCGAGCUUGAGACGGCCCGCACCGUCGACAACAGGUACAGCCGGCUGCUGUUUAGCCAGCUGGGGCUGAGCGGCUGGGCGCGUCGGCCGCACAUCCACUUGCUGCGCAAGUCGGAGCGGCUGCUGCGCGAGCUGCGCAACCUCGACAACCAGAAAUGCCGCGAGACGCACAAGAUCGCCGUCAUCUACGUGGCGCUGGGCCAGGAGGACAAGCGCUCGAUCCUGGCCAACUCCGCCGGCAGCCAGCAGUUCGAGGAGUUCGUGGCUGGGCUCGCCUGGGAGGUGGAGCUGGAGACGCACACGGGCUUCAUGGGAGGAUUGCAGCGCAACGGCACCAGCGGCGAUACGGCGCCCUACUACGCCACCUCCUUCACCGAGUGCCUCUUCCACGUGUCCACGCGCAUGCCGUCCCACACGGAGGAGGCGCUUCUCCAGAAGACCCGGCACCUCGGCAACGACGAGGUGCACGUGGUGUGGUCGGAGCACGGCCGCGACUACCGGCGCGGCAUCAUCCCCACCGAGUUCUGCGACGUACUGCUCGUCAUCUACCCGCUCGAGAGCGGCCUCUUCCGCAUCCAGCUCUCCCGAAAGCCGGAGGUGCCGUUCUUCGGGCCGCUCUUCAACGGCGCCAUCGUGGGCCGCAAGAUCCUGCCCGGUCUGGUGCGCGCCACCGCUCUCAACGCGUCCAGGGCCAAGCGCAGCAUGUUGCCGCACUACCUGAACUUUUUCGAGGAGCGCUCGCAGGCGCUGGAGACGCUGGUGGCCAACCACCGCGAGCUCUCGACGUUCGAGGAGCUGGUGGGCAGCGUCUACAGUCCGGCGCCGCCUCUGCCCGACAGCUUGUCCGAGCGGAGUACAGAGCGGGCGGGCUACUUCCCAGGCUUGUCCGAGCGGAGUACAGAGCGGGCGGGCUGUGUCGGCGCCGGACCACUGGGCCGGCAGCUGACCAGCCCCUCCACCCGCCGCUGGGGUGGUUUUGCCGCCGCCUGA